AUGAGUGCUCAGUUUGAAGAAGACAUCCACGAGCGAAGCGAGAGGAAGAACAGCAAGUCCCCCACGCUGCUCUCCUCGUACUGCAUAGACAGUAUCCUGGGGCGCCGCAGCCCCUGUAAGGUCAGGCUUAUAGGGGCACAAAGUUUGUCUUUGCCCGGGAGAGGAGAGCUGGACAAGAGCGCUGACGGAGCAAUGAAAGACCCGCUGUGUUUGGCCGCAGACAUGCACCUGCCGCCCAAACUGCGGCGGCUCUACGGUCCUGGGGGGAAGUACCUUCAUGAGCACACAGACAAGCUUGAGAGGGAGAGGUUUCUCCUGGAACAAGCCAACGACCUUAAGAUCAGCCAUGCGCCACAGGUGAGCAUUAGCCGCAGUAAGUCGUACCGGGAGAACGCAUCUCUGACUCGCGGGGAGGGAGAGCAGAGCCCCGGGGAGGGCUCCGAGGACGGCAGCCUGGGGCUGGUGGAGCUCGGCCCACUUAAGUACGAGGAAGACACCGGGAAGGAGGAGGAGAGCUGCGGGGACGCGUCUGUCUUGUCGCCGAAAGAUGAAGAGAGAGAAAGUUUGACCGCGGGAGACGCAGACGUGAGGGACGGAGAGGACAGCGUGUGUCUGUCCGCGGGCAGUGACUCAGAAGAGGGGAUGCUCAAGCGGAAGCAGAGAAGAUACAGGACCACGUUCACAAGCUAUCAGCUGGAGGAGCUGGAGAGGGCUUUCCAGAAGACGCACUACCCGGACGUUUUCACACGAGAAGAGCUGGCAAUGCGCUUGGAUCUCACCGAGGCCCGCGUCCAAGUUUGGUUUCAGAACCGCAGGGCAAAGUGGAGGAAGCGUGAGAAGGCAGGUGUGCAGGCUCACCCCUCAGGUCUCCCUUUCCCCGGGCCCCUGGCGCCGGGUCACCCCUUGAGCCACUACCUGGAGGGCGGCCCCUUCCCUCCACACCCUCACCCCGCCCUGGAGUCCGCCUGGACGGCUGCUGCUGCUGCCGCCGCGGCCUUCCCCGGUCUGGCCCAUCCGCCUCACAACGGCACGGCUCCCCUCGCCACGCCUCUGGGCCUGGGCACGUUCUUAGGCACCGCCGCCAUGUUCCGCCAUCCGGCCUUCAUCGGACCUACUUUUGGAAGGCUCUUCUCCAGCAUGGGCCCCCUGACCAGUGCUUCCACCGCCGCCGCGCUCCUCCGUCAGCCCGCCCCGCCCGUCGACAGCCCCCCCCACAGCGGUCCAGUGCUACCGGACCCCUCCUCUUCGCCCUCCUCCUCCUCUUCCUCCGCCGCUGCCGACCGCCGGGCCUCCAGUAUCGCUGCUCUCCGGCUCAAGGCGAAGGAACACUCGGCACAGCUCACCCAGCUCAACAUCCUGCCCCCCGGUGCUGCUGGGAAGGAGGUGUGCUGA
This is a messenger RNA of Knipowitschia caucasica, 1392 nucleotides long. Lineage: Eukaryota; Metazoa; Chordata; Actinopteri; Gobiiformes; Gobiidae. The record is from the annotation of a GenBank genome assembly.